CAACCGAUUAGAAUAGCUUAUCGUGUCAUUGGCUUUCGUUCGUUACCGCGGAAUCGAUUUAGUGUCAAGCAUAACAAUUGGCGACGGUGGUUUGGAAACAUGGAUCCUUCUAGACUCGAAUCAUUACUUGAACAGCAGCUGAAGCUCAUACAAAUGCUGACAGACAUGAAAGUUUCGCCCCCUUCACAGCCUAGCACAGCUAAUGCAACCACAGCACCAUCAGUAGACGGCAUCACAAAUAGUAUUGCUGAGUUUCAUUAUGAUCCUGAUGCAAACGUUACUUUUGACAUGUGGUUCCGGCGUUAUGAAGACCUAUUUAAAUUUGAUUUUUCUAAUCAAGAUGAUGCUUGGAAGGUACGACUGCUACUUCGGAAGUUGGGUGCAAGUGAGCUGGUCAGGUACUGCAACUUGAUCCUGCCAUUGAAUCCACGUGAUCGCUCUUUCGCAGACACAGUCCAGACACUAAGCCAACAUUUUGGGGACAAUUCAUCAUUGUUUAACACCCGUUACCGAUGUUUGAAGCUGGUUAUGAACGAAGACGAUGACUUCCUUAAGCAUGUGGGCAUCGUUAACCGUGAAUGCGAACGGUUCCGGUUAAAGUCUUUAUCUGAAGACCAGUUCAAAGCCCUUAUCCUCAUUUGCAACCUUCAGUCCCAGAAGUUCAGUGACAUAAGAACGCGACUACUAUGUCGAUUGGACCAAGAUCCAAAACUCACACUAAAUGACAUGGCUAAUGAAUAUCAACGCCCAGUAAAUCUACAACGAGACACGUUGAUGGUUGAGAGUGGUGGGUCUAGUCGAUCGGAAGUACGAGUAAUCCAAAAGACAACUAACCAGAAUCAGUGCGCUCCCGCUGCAUUCAGUCCAACUCAUUUCAGCCCAAUUCGACAGACCAGAACAAAUCCCUCCACUCCUUGCUGGCAUUGUGGUGCAUGGCACUACGUAAGGAAUUGCCCAUUUAAGCAACAUCGAUGCAGGAAGUGCAAGGUUGUUGGCCACAAGGACGGGUUUUGCCCUAAGAGCACACCAAAUCGAUCCAGUAAUACCAAAAAGACGGUUCCAAAGCCCUGUACCUCUUCUUUGAGCUUGGUAUCUUCUUGUCAGAGUUCAUCACCAGAUUGCAAAUAG
Schistosoma rodhaini is the source of this 1128-nucleotide messenger RNA. Lineage: Eukaryota; Metazoa; Platyhelminthes; Trematoda; Strigeidida; Schistosomatidae. The record is from the annotation of a GenBank genome assembly.